CUGACUCUUAGGCUUUUGUUGGGUUCUCGUCGUCUCAUCCUCCCUCUCUCCUUAGUGCUGGCAGUGCAGAGCGGUUCAGAUGGUGGAUGUCUUACAGGCAACGGUGCAGGAGAUUUUGAAUGAGAUCUCCCGGCUCGAAAAGGGCCAAGCGGCAGGGACUGAGGACUAUGUCCAGUUGCUUUCGGAUGUGGAGCGAAAAGCGCCGCUGCUGGGCAGGCGCACCGUGCCCUUGGAGCUGCUGAAGCAUCUGGAUGAGGGUGGCUCGUUGGAAAGCUGGUGUCGUGACCAGGCGAAGCGGUACGUCGAGACUCUGAAGGAGAAGCAGGAACGUGGCAAGCCACUGAAGUGCCUGACCAGGUGUGGCUCGUGGUGGCGGUUGGGUCCUAACCAUCUGGGUUUGAUUCCUGGGCAUACUCAACCAAGCAAUUGGUGAAUCAACCAAGCACAGUGCUGGGUGGUUCAUGGAGCUUUUUUAGCAUACUUGGGGUGGUAUGCUGCACGGGGGGGAUUCUGGAAGCCAAAGGGAACCGAUAAUUUAUCUGGAAUCCUCGCAGAGGAGGAACAUGGCACAAGCUUAAGCUCAAGCAUGGUGACCUUCCUAUUGUGGAUAUAACGGUUUUUGUUUUCCCGUACUCCAUCCAGUGCUUGGUUUGAACCCCUGUGCCUGGUUGAGCGUAUGGAAUACUCAAUCGCAGCCAAAUGGAUGCUCUGCUGCGAUCACCCUCGCAGCCUGAUUCUUGCACCCCGUCGGUCGGAGAUGUGCUGGGCGAGAGAUGAACAUGGAUGAACACCGGCAGGAUCUGCAGGAUCUGCCGAUCGAUCUUGAAGGCUUCACCUUUCAUUUUGUAUCAUUUUGUACUUAUU
Molecule: messenger RNA, 864 nt
Organism: Durusdinium trenchii
Lineage: Eukaryota; Dinophyceae; Suessiales; Symbiodiniaceae
Source: the annotation of a GenBank genome assembly